AUGUUUUCAUCACCCAGUAAACUUCAAGUUUCUCCGCUGCGAAUCGCCUUGGUUUGCGCGUGUAUUAUUAUCCCCUUUUACAUUUACGGCCAACACGGAGCUGGACUCCCGGAUGUGGCAUCACCACCUCAACACGAUGCCGGUUCCCCGGCAAGCACGCGGGAGCUUCCGCUCGAAAUAGUGGUGGCCAGUAUGAAGCAUGAAGACACCAGCUGGGUGCACGAAUACCUGCCGGAUUGGCCGUCGAGUAUCUAUGUGGUUGAUGACCCUAAAGCUCCCCUCACGGUGCCCAAGAAUAAAGGCCAUGAGGCCAUGGUUUAUCUCACACAUAUCAUCGACCGCUACGACACCCUCGCCUCUACCACCGUCUUUGUCCACGCCCAACGCUUCGCCUGGCACAACGACGACCCAGACUAUGACGCCCUUGUUACCCUCCGGCAUCUUCAAACCCCCUACGUCCAAGCCUCCGGCUACGUCAACCUCCGCUGCGCCUGGAUCCUCGGCUGUCCCGCCGAAGUGCGCCCCAUCCAAGAUGCCAAGGAUCCCGCAGACCUGGACCUUUCCGACUCCGGACUCACCCUCAAGGACGUCUUCAAAUCCGCCUUCCAGCAGAUCCUGCCCGGGAUCCCCGUCCCCGAAGUUGUCGCCGUCUCCUGCUGCUCCCAAUUCGCUGUCUCCCGGGAAACCGUCCACAGCCGAUCGCGCGAGGACUAUAUCCGCCUGCGUGAGUGGCUGCUCAACACGGAAUUGGACGACAGUCUUUCUGGAAGAGUGUUUGAGUAUACCUGGCAUAUCAUCUUCGGGAAGACGGCUGUUUACUGCCCCGAUGCAGGCGAGUGUUAUUGCAAGGUCUUUGGGCUGUGCGAGCUCAGGGGGUGCAAUCAGGAUGGGUGCGCAGGGAGGUAUACUCUACCCAAGGUCGCGACAUUGCCGAGCGGGUGGCCGAGACUGGGCUGGGAGGGUGAGGAUAGGGGGUAUCGUGGUCCACCUGUUUGA
Molecule: messenger RNA, 996 nt
Organism: Sordaria macrospora k-hell
Lineage: Eukaryota; Fungi; Ascomycota; Sordariomycetes; Sordariales; Sordariaceae
Source: RefSeq, a predicted model, not a curated record